UGGCUUGGAAACGUUUAAUUUUCUACAAGUGUGUUCCUAGUGUUGUCAUCAGAUGACAUUAAAAUACAUACGAUUCUUGUUUUCAUUGACAAGGAAAUUUUUGACAAUUUUUUAACAAAUGCAUGCAUUUAUAAAUUUUGUUUUUUGAAAAGUAAAUAUAAAUAUGCUAGAUUUAAGUUUUCAAGAGUUUUCUCUCUUUAGGUCUAAGUCGUCGCUGGGGAAGACCGUUUCGCUAGAUGCCCAAGAUGAGUCGAGCCGUCCCACGUUACCCCGCGUUCAGGAACAGAGGGAAGAGGAAAGAAAAUUAACCGAAUCCCCCCGAGCAAUUCAAUCUUCAUUUUAUGGACGCCUUUCAGCAUCCAGACGACCUGAGCCCCAACCAGAACCCAAAGAAGAACCAAAAGUAGAAGAGGAAGACGAAGAUGAAGAUGAAAGUGAAGAAUCUGAAAGCGAAUCAGAAUCCGAAAGUGAAGAGAGCAGUAGUGAAUCGAGCGAAAGUGAGAAAGUGGAAGAGAAAAAAACAACGGAAACUCAAGAAAAUUCUUCUUCCACCUCUUCGGAAUCGGAAGAGGAGGAACAAGAGGAACGAAGUCCUACGCCUCCACCGCCAGCACGCAGCACAGAAUCGAAAAGAGAAAGCAGAGAUUACAAUAAUGUCGACACUAAUCACGUAUCAACUCGAAAUAGUUAUUCCAGUUACAGUAGAAGCAACGAUGUCGAUUCCAGAAAUUCUUACGGCAAUGAUAUUGAUUCUAGAAGUUCUUAUAGCAAUGAUAUCGAUUCCAGAAAUUCUUACAGAAGCAAAUGGUGGGAAAAAGAUAAGAAAGAUGAUUACGUGCCACGAUAUUUAAGUAAUCCCUUAGGUAGACGUAAAAGCACAUAUGACGAAGAUGAAGAAGAGACCAGGCCCUAUAGCAGAUUUUUGGCACGUAGUCGCAGUUCUGCAUUACUUGGUAAAGAAGACAGUCCCCCAGAAGAUACAGGACGUUACAGAAGAUAUAGUACAGCAGCAGCAAAUCUACGCAGAAAUAGAAUUGCAAAAAGUAAAAGUAGCCAUGACAUCGGUUUUGGUGAAGAGAGCGCGGAGGAUGAUGUACCAUCAACGCCUACUUAUGGAAGAUCGAGUAGAACGUCCGAAAAUUCGAUAUCUAGGAGCAGAAGCCACCAUGCUAUUAAAUCUAGAGAGCCUAGUCCAGAAGAAGAUGAUCGUCUUUCGUGGUCAAAAUAUCUCAGAAACAAAUAUGGGACUGGGAGUAAUAGCACGUCGAGGAAUGUUUCACGCAGCAAAAGUUCUCAUGCAAUAUAUUCUCGAAGUGCUAGUGAAAAUAGCUCAGAAGAUGAAUAUGUUCCAAUAAAUUCCCGCAGGAAAGAAAGCAUUGGAAGAGUCAAAGACUCUUAUCUCUUCUCUAAUCCAAGAAGCACUUACGUACAAAAGAAAAGAAUGGUGAUGAAAAUCGGAACUCGUGGCACAGAUCCUGGAAAGUUUACAUGGCCUCGUGGUGUAUCUAUCGGUCCAGAUAACAUCAUCGUUGUAGCGGACAGCAGUAACCAUCGAGUUCAGGUUUUUGAUCAUAAUGGUAAAUUCUUACAAGAAUUCGGAAGUUAUGGUAGUGCUGAAGGGGAAUUCGAUUGCUUAGCUGGAGUAGUAGUCAACAGAAUAGGCCAAUUUAUCGUUUCUGAUCGAUACAAUCAUCGAAUUCAAGUAUUCGAUCCUUCUGGACGAUUCCUGCGAUCCUUUGGUUGUGAAGGUCGAAGUGAUGGACGUUUCAGCUAUCCAUGGGGAAUCACAACAGAUAGCCUCGGUUUUAUAUACAUUUGCGACAAGGAGAAUCACAGAGUCCAGGUAUUCCAAUCAGAUGGUACAUUCGUUGGUAAAUUUGGCACUAUUGGUACAAGACCAGGACAGCUCGAACAUCCUCAUUAUAUAGCCGUUACAAAUACGAAUAGGGUUGUCGUCAGUGAUACAAAUAACCAUCGAGUUCAAGUGUUCGAUGUUAAUGGCCGCAGUUUGUCCACGUUUGGUACCGAAGGAUCCGAAGAAGGACAGUUUAAAUUUCCUAGAGGCAUUGCAGUUGAUGAUCAAGGUUAUAUUAUAGUUGGAGACAGUGGAAACAAUAGGAUACAAAUUUUCCAUCCUGACGGUACAUUCCUUAAGUCAUUUGGCACUUGGGGAUCUUCCGACGGAGAAUUUAAGGGACUCGAAGGAAUUGCUGUCACAUCCAGCGGGAAUAUUUUUGUUUGUGAUAGAGAGAAUCACAGGAUCCAGAUGUUUUGAGUACAGAAGUUAUAGAACUUAAUCAUUAUCACUUCCUCUAUAGAUGUAUAAAAGUUAUGAAUUUAUUUAAUAAUCCUUUAAUGAUAUAGUUACAAAAAAAAAUAUAUAUGUGUAUAUUUAUAAUUAAAAAUUUUCUAUUAUAAACGACGAUAAACUUUUAAC
Messenger RNA from Centruroides sculpturatus (bark scorpion), 2437 nucleotides. Its product is annotated as RING finger protein nhl-1-like. The record is from RefSeq and is a predicted model, not a curated record. The transcript has 4 exons. The coding region runs from base 164 to 2275 and encodes 703 amino acids. NCBI's taxonomy places the organism in Eukaryota, Metazoa, Arthropoda, Arachnida, Scorpiones, Buthidae. Gene Ontology annotation, biological process: proteasome-mediated ubiquitin-dependent protein catabolic process; negative regulation of translation; protein polyubiquitination. Gene Ontology annotation, molecular function: translation repressor activity; protein binding; ubiquitin protein ligase activity.